Messenger RNA from Vavraia culicis subsp. floridensis, 1195 nucleotides. RefSeq lists its product as uncharacterized. Gene Ontology annotation, biological process: positive regulation of transcription by RNA polymerase II; negative regulation of transcription by RNA polymerase II; cell fate commitment. The record is from RefSeq and is a predicted model, not a curated record. Lineage: Eukaryota; Fungi; Microsporidia; Pleistophoridae. The coding region runs from base 97 to 1029 and encodes 310 amino acids. Gene Ontology annotation, molecular function: DNA-binding transcription factor activity, RNA polymerase II-specific; RNA polymerase II cis-regulatory region sequence-specific DNA binding; zinc ion binding. The transcript has a single exon.
CACCAAUAUAAAACACUCCCUUCUCCACAGCCAUCCCUUCACUCAAUAACAUUCCUUGAUCACUGAAACAUAAAGCAUUUAUUAUGCAAGCACGGGAUGGAGAGGAUGUACGGGCACAACGAUAUUACAAGCGGGUAUGAGAAGCAUUUUGGGAGUGGUAGGGAUGAGGAUAAGAUAUGUGGACAGGUGUUCGGGGUGCAUGUUGUUGAAGGGAAUGGUACAGAGCGGGGUGAUGGUGUGAUGAUGAGCGGUAUUGAUGAUGUAAUGAUAUGUACGUAUAAUAAUGAGAUUGGUAAUAGAAAUAGCAGAGGUACUGUUAAUAUUAAUAAUAUUGCUUACGAUAAUUUCACCAAUAAUAAUCUCAUUAACCCUAACCUCAUUACCAACACUAACCUAAAUAUUAACUAUGAUCAGGUUAAUUCGCACAGCACUGCUACCCUUCAUGAUACGCAUCAGGUGCCGUACACGUACGGUAUGAUGAGUGGCACGGCUAGCAAUGGCAUGGUCAACGGUGCAAUUGGUGAUUGCAUCGUUAAUACGCAUGGAUACGAUGAGUAUGGCGGCAUGAUUGAUGAUAGGAUUGGUAGCAAUUUUAACUUUGAUAAUAAUUUUAGCAGAGCUGGUAACAAUCUCAGUUUUGAUAGAAAUGAUAAUAAUUUUAACUUUGAUAGAAAUAGCACAGCCCUUACACCGCUGCAAAUGCUCACCAUGUCAUGGCACCCUUCCGUACAAACGCCCUUUCCAUCUAUGACUAACACCCUGUACAAAAGACCAUCACCCGUACAAUCAUCAAACCGUGGGCACGUAUCACGUGAGAUGAAGAAAAGAAUGAAGAAGUGCACGAAGAUGAGCAGAAAGAAAGCGGAUGCUUGGUGUGCACACUGCAAUACGAGGGAGACAUCGCUGUGGAGGAGAUUAAAUGGCAGGUUUGUUUGCAAUGCAUGUGGACUGUAUUAUAAGAUGCAUGGGGUGGUACGGCCUACGUUCAUGAAGAGGGAGAAUAUUAGGAGGAGGAGGAAGAAGAGAUAGCAAUAGAGGGGUUGUAAUAGAGGGGUUGCAAUAGAGGGGUUGCAGAAAUGGCAGAAGUACUGACAGUACAAAUAUUAUUAGAACGGUAGGAUUGUAAUAUAGCACCAAUAUAAUAAAUAAUGCACCGCUGCUAGGGGUACAGUAAAAUAUAAAAAUGUGAUUAAAG